UGUUUUUUUAAAGUUUGUCCUCCCUGCUACCCGUAGACAUGUUAGCGCUGGUGUUUCACGACGAACUCAAUUGAACGUUCUCUUGUCUAAACAAUCACAUUUGUCCGCAAAAUAACGCAAUAUGACUUUCCAGUGUCAGCGGGACUGUUAUAUGAAAGAGUUCGUCACAACUGUAGCUUCAUGCUGCCCUGCGGAGCUCCGGCAGGAAAUUGGUGGAAAGAAAGAAACCCUGAAGGGGUUCAAUGUGAAGCUGCAAGACACCAUCUUAUUUCCCGAGGGAGGUGGGCAGCCGGACGACCGCGGGCUGAUCGCUGACGUCCCCGUUUUGAGGGUGACCAGACAGGGCCAAGACGCCGCCCACUUCGUGGGCUCGCCGCUGGAGGCGGGUCACGAGGUGCGAGUGAAGGUGGACUGGGAGAGGCGCUUUGACCACAUGCAGCAGCACUCAGGACAACACUUGAUCACAGCCUUGGCGGAAACCAUGUUUGGAUACAUGACCACAUCUUGGGAGCUGGGACGUCAGAGAAGUAACAUUGAAUUGGACACUCCGUCUGUUCAAGCGGCCCAAGUACAAGCCCUGGAGGAUGCCGUGAAUGAGAAGAUCAGAGCCCACAUCCCAGUCAACGUUCAACUACUUUCUCGUGACAGUCCUGAGGUGGAAAAAGUGAGGAGUCGAGGGUUGCCAGACGACCACGCGUGGCCUAUUCGAAUUGUCGAUAUCGAGGGCGUCGACGCCAACAUGUGCUGCGGAACGCACGUGUCCAACCUCAGUCACUUACAGGUAAUUAAGCUGCUGGGGACAGAGAAAGGAAAGAAAAACAAAACCAACCUGAUUUUCCUGGCAGGUAACCGCGUGCUGAAGUAUGCAGAAAAAAGCUACAGCACCGAACGCUCUUUGGUGGCUCUUCUCAAAACUGGACCCGACGAGCACGUGGGGGCUGUGGACAAGCUGCAGAAGUCCAUGAGGCUUAUGCAGAAAGCUAACACAAGCCUGCUACGAGACAUGGCGCUCCUUGUCGCUCACAACUUUAAGAAUGACCCACACAGGGGUAACUUUUUAAGCUUGCACAAAAAAGAAGGAGACAACGAGUUCAUGAAUACUAUCGUCAAUGAAAUAAACACUAAGGAAACUUUGGUUUUCCUGACUGUAGGAGAGGAAAAGGGGCCCGGUUUGUUCCUGCUGGCCGGACCCAGCGAGCAAGUGACAGAGAUGGGACCACAGGUGUUAGAGCUGCUACAAGGGAAGGGAGCGGGAAAAAACGGACGUUUCCAAGGCAAAGCGAACAGCCUGGCGCGAAGAGGGCAGGCGGAAGCUUUACUACGACAAAAGUGCAAUCAUCACCCCCGAAAAGAAGAAUAA
Syngnathoides biaculeatus (alligator pipefish) is the source of this 1360-nucleotide messenger RNA. RefSeq names its product alanyl-tRNA synthetase domain containing 1 (gene aarsd1). Lineage: Eukaryota; Metazoa; Chordata; Actinopteri; Syngnathiformes; Syngnathidae. The record is from RefSeq and is a predicted model, not a curated record. Gene Ontology annotation, biological process: regulation of translational fidelity; tRNA aminoacylation. Gene Ontology annotation, molecular function: Ser-tRNA(Ala) deacylase activity; aminoacyl-tRNA ligase activity; ATP binding. The coding region runs from base 122 to 1360 and encodes 412 amino acids. The transcript is spliced from 12 exons.